Molecule: messenger RNA, 1914 nt
Organism: Aplysia californica (California sea hare)
Lineage: Eukaryota; Metazoa; Mollusca; Gastropoda; Aplysiida; Aplysiidae
Product: serine/threonine-protein kinase RIO2
Exons: 10
Coding region: 66-1853 (595 amino acids)
Biological process (GO): protein phosphorylation; maturation of SSU-rRNA
Cellular component (GO): cytosol; preribosome, small subunit precursor; nucleus
Molecular function (GO): protein serine/threonine kinase activity; ATP binding
Source: RefSeq, a predicted model, not a curated record
CUUUCGUUCUCUUUUGCAAUAGCAAGACGACACCUUCAAGCGUGUUGGGACAGUUUGGUGUCAACAUGGGGAAGUUAAACGUGAACGCUCUUCGAUACAUGACUCGAGAGGACUUCAGAGUAUUAAUUGCCGUUGAAAUGGGCAUGAGGAAUCAUGAGCUGGUGCCUCCAGCUCUAGCAGCAGCAAUUGCUCAUCUUCCAGCCGGAGGUAGCCACAAAAAGCUGAGAGAGCUUCACAGACACAGGCUUGUGGCUUAUGAGCAGGGAAACAAAAGAUACAGUGGCUAUCGCCUGACAAAUGCUGGUUAUGAUUACCUUGCCUUGAAAGUGCUUGUGGAGAGAGAUGUGGUAUCAUCUGUUGGCAACCAGAUUGGAGUGGGAAAGGAGUCAGAUGUCUACAUAGUUGCCGAUGAUGAUGAGAAGCAGUAUGCAUUGAAAUUUCACAGACUUGGUCGCACUUGCUUUCGGCAAAUAAAAAACAAAAGAGACUACUUGAAGUACAGAAAGUCCGCUUCAUGGCUCUAUCUGGGAAGGUUGGCAGCAGCAAAGGAAUUUGCUUUCAUGAAGGCUCUGUAUGACAGGAAAUUCCCAGUUCCUCAACCAGUGGAGGUGAACCGCCAUGCUGUUGUCAUGGAACUUCUGAGUGGGCAUCCCAUGUGUCAAGUCAAUGAAUUGAGUGAUCCUGCCACAGUGUACAAUGAGUGCAUGGAAAUCCUUGUCCGACUUGGGAACCAUGGGGUCAUUCAUGGAGACUUCAACGAGUUCAAUCUGAUGCUUGAUGCCGACGACAGAGUCACGAUGAUUGACUUUCCUCAAAUGAUUUCCACAUCGCAUCCAAAUGCUGAAAUGUACUUUGACAGGGAUGUAGAGUGUAUCAGAACCUUCUUUGCCAAACGUUACAACUAUGAGAGUGAACUGUUUCCUACGUUUUCUGAUCUGAGGCGAGUGGAUGAUCUUGAUGUAGAAGUUGCAGCUAGUGGUUUCACGAAAGACUUGGCUGAUGCCUUUGAUCAGACGAUGGAUGAAAUUGGACUUCUGGACAACCAAGAGGUGGAACGUGAUGGGGAAGACAGUGAAGAGGAUGAUGAAGAAAAUGAUGGGAACGAUACCGAUGGAAAAGAGGAAGAGGAAACCUGUGACAAGGAGGAGGAACAUGCAGAUGAAGAAGAAGGGAAACCACCCCCAGGCAAAGACCCACGAAUUCUUAAGUGGCUGGCUCAGUCUUCAGAAGGAGAAGGGGCAAUUGAGAAAAACCUUUGUGCUCUUGGCUUUGGCGAGAUGAGUGGCGAGCAGGCUGUUGCAAGCCUUGAUGCUCCCGCACAGUCUGAUGUUGCUGGUGAUGUGGGAGCAGUGUCAACUUCAAGCGCUGCAGUUGCUGAAGGUACAGACACAGGUUUUGUCAAAGUGACCUCAAAAAGUACUCGUGAAAACUUAUCCCCACACAGUGAUACACUUCCCACAUCAAGUGAGGUACCCACUCAAGAAAACACAGAGAGCAAUAACAGUUUGAGUCAAGACAAGUUAGAACCUGUGGAGGAGUCAGAAGACGUUUUGGAGGACCUCAGCAGGGCCAACCGUGAGCUAAGACCGUUUAGAGAUGAAGAGAGCCGGCAACAUGUCAAUUCACAUCUUCAAGUAAAGUCUGAAAGAAUGUCAACCGCUACCCCAAGUAUUGCGUGUUCCAGCAUUGCCCCUGAGGUGGCACGAGGUCGUAUCCGACGUCAAGCAAAACAAAAGCAACAGGCACUUCAAGCAAGGCGGGUGAGAAAGAGUGGAGAGGCUGCCAUUUCUACCAAAGUGCGCAGGGAAAACCAAGAUGACAUCAAACAGUCGCUGGAUGCUGUUUGGUUCUGAAAUGUUCAGGCUGUAAUUAUAAUAACCAACCUAUGAUGAAUUAAACACAGAAAAUAUAUAA